AUGCACAGCUCAACUCUAACUGGCGCCUUUCUGGCAUUACCCGCACUACUGGCCAAUAUCACAACAGCUUCGCCGAUCGCAAGUCGCCAAAACAGUCCGCAAUCCGCUUCGAUUUAUGAGACGCGGUUCCCUAAUGUCACUUGGAACAACGACGCAUGGACUUUAACAACAACCACGUUAGACCAAGGUCACUACCAGUCGCGUAUAUCGCUCGGCAAUGGCUACAUAGGGAUAAAUCUUGCGGCGCUUGGCCCAUUCUUUGAAUACGAUCAGCCUGUCAAUGGAGACGUGCUUAAUGGCUGGCCACUCUUCGACCGGCGGCAGACAUUCGCUACGGUGGGAGGGUUUUGGGAUAGUCAGCCUACCACGAAUGGUUCGAAUUUUCCUUGGCUUUAUCAAUAUGGAUGGGACACUGCUAUCAGUGGCUUACCACAUUGGGCAGGUAUCGUUGUCGAGGCUGGCGACGCUGUACUGCACGCAAGCACGAAUGCUGGUCAGAUAAGUAACUUCUCUUCUUACAUUGACAUGAAGCACAGUGUCAUGAACUGGGCGUAUACAUGGUCGCCAUCUCCUGGCAAUGCUUUCCAUGUGUCGUAUCAAAUGUUCCUGCACAAGGUCGACGUAAAUCAAGCGUAUGUUACCAUGAACGUUACUGCGCGCUCAGAUUCCACCAUCAAUCUUGUGAAUGUACUGGACGGCGACUGCGCUCUGCGAACAAACCCUGUUGAGAAAGGACACGAUGGUGAUUUUCUGUUUUCCGCCGUGUCUCCUUAUGGUGUUCCCGAUGUUACUGCUUACGUUUUCACGAAUAUGGCGGUACAAGGGGGCACACCUGUCGCGCUUGUCAGUGCGUCAGACGCAGGAUACAAUGCAUCAUAUAUCGGCAGAAAUAUAUCUUCGAUCGCCGCUGCCCAAGAAGUUCACAUUCGAGCAGGAGAAACGAUUACAGCAACCAAAUACGUUGGAAUUGCAUCCACUGACGCCUUUGCAAAUCCGCGCCGAACAGCUCAGGAUGCAGCACGAGCCGCUGUUGACAUAGGGUACAGUGCUGCCUUGGAAUCACAUAUGUCGGAAUGGGAAACCUUGUUUCCUUCUACGUCUGUGGACAACUUUGCUUUUCCCGAGAACGGAUCUUUGCCUGAAGACGCUUUCGUUGUCGAAGCUCAAAUUAUGGCUGUGGUCAAUCCCUUCCAACUUCUUCAGCAGACUAUCUCUGAGAGUGCGCAAGACCGCGUCGGAAACGCCACAAUCAAUAGUCACAGUAUAUCUGUUGGAGGGAUGGGCUCGGAUUCCUAUGCAGGGCAAAUCUUUUGGGAUGCUGAAGUGUGGAUGCAACCCGGUCUCGCAGCGACAUUCCCAUACGCAGCUCGAGGUAUACUGAACUAUCGAGUGGAGCGAUAUCCACAGGCACAGGAAAACCUUCAGACGAACUAUCAAUCCUCAAAGAAUAACACGUCUUUCUCACCAGAAGGCGCGAUCUUUCCUUGGACAUCAGGUAGAACAGGCAAUUGCACGGCCACAGGUCCAUGUUGGGACUACGAGUAUCACCUAAACGGUGAUAUUGGUCUUAGCUUCAUCAAUUAUUGGCUCGCAUCAGGAGACACGGAGUUCUUCGAGACUGAGUUGUUACCUGUCUACGACUCUAUCGCUAUCACAUUAUCAGAGCUUCUCGAACGAAAUGGAACUCAAUGGAUGCUGAGAAACAUGACCGAUCCUGAUGAGUUUGCCAACCAUAUCGACAAUGGAGGUUUCACAAUGCCGCUGAUCGGCGACACGCUAGACAACGUCAAUGCCUUCCGGGAGUACUUCAAUCAGACCGUGAACACCACUUGGUAUGAUCAAGCAGAAAACGUAAUUAUUUCGAAGAACCCAAAUGCGAACAUCAUCCUUGAGUUCACUGGUAUGAAUGCCAGUAUAAAUGUCAAGCAAGCGGACGUAGUGCUUGUCACAUACCCGCUUAGCUAUGACGGUCAGGACUACGAUACAGAAGACUCUCUGGACGACCUGAACUGGUAUGCCAAUAAGCAAUCCCAAGAUGGACCUGCUAUGACAUACUCAGUGUUUGCGAUUGUGGCCAAUGAAGCAUCUCCAUCUGGAUGCUCAGCUUAUACCUAUCAGCAGUAUUCUACUUUCCCCUAUGUCCGUGCUCCAUGGUUCCAGUUCAGUGAGCAGCUCAUCGACAACUAUGAGGAAAACGGUAACUUCCAUCCAGCAUAUCCAUUCCUCACGGGCCACGGUGGCGCCGAUCAGGUUGUCCUCUUUGGUUAUCUUGGUUUCCGUUUCGUGCCGGAUUGGGUACUUCACAUUGAUCCAAACCUUCCUCCCCAAAUACCCCAGAUCACAUAUCGCACCUUUUACUGGCAAGGAUGGCCAAUAUCAGCAUAUUCUAACCAGACUCAUACAACACUAUCGCGCACUUUUUCAGGACCACUUGCGUCGGGUGCUGUGCCAAACUCGACCUUUGAGUCCGCGCCGAUCCCGGUCGCCCUCGGUCCUGUCAACGGCGAGCAGAUUGAUGGUGCAUCCUCGACAAAAUGGCAACCAGCCCACGCAAAUGAGACGGCACAAUUGACGAUCGAACUCGAGACAGGUCACCGCGUGCUCGGCUUCGGCUUCGAAUGGGGUGACGCCCCUGCAUACAACUACACGUUGUGGUUCCAUAACGAUUCCUCAAUGAGCUCAGAUUUUGGCAUUGCGACCGCACAAAACAUCGUCCAAGGAGCCACUGUACAAAUAUCCGAGCCAUUUGAGCCUCAGAAUGUCGCUGUCAUCGCUCCAAUUGGACAGAACACCAGUGAGCUUUGGCUCAACGGCACGCAAAUAUUCACUACUGGAGACUUGUUGUUCAGUGGUGAAUUAUGGACGAGCAGGUACAUUACGUUGCAGAUGUGGGGAAGUCUGUACAAUAGUAGUUACACAGCUCAGAAUAUGAGUGGGGAGGGUGCGACGCUUGCCGAGUUCAAGGUGAUUGUCGAUGAUUUGGAUACUUGA
This is a messenger RNA of Lithohypha guttulata, 2991 nucleotides long. RefSeq names its product alpha,alpha-trehalase ath1 (gene ATH1). NCBI's taxonomy places the organism in Eukaryota, Fungi, Ascomycota, Eurotiomycetes, Chaetothyriales, Trichomeriaceae. Gene Ontology annotation, biological process: trehalose catabolic process. Bases 1 to 2991 code for a protein of 996 amino acids. The record is from RefSeq and is a predicted model, not a curated record. The transcript has 2 exons. Gene Ontology annotation, cellular component: fungal-type cell wall. Gene Ontology annotation, molecular function: carbohydrate binding; alpha,alpha-trehalase activity.